Cynoglossus semilaevis (tongue sole) is the source of this 3689-nucleotide messenger RNA. It is a transcript of the gene tmx3b, whose product is annotated as thioredoxin related transmembrane protein 3b. The transcript has 11 exons. Lineage: Eukaryota; Metazoa; Chordata; Actinopteri; Pleuronectiformes; Cynoglossidae. Gene Ontology annotation, cellular component: cell surface; endoplasmic reticulum. Bases 126 to 869 code for a protein of 247 amino acids. The record is from RefSeq and is a predicted model, not a curated record.
UCUCGAGCAAUCAGCGGCGACGGUUUGUUCUUUCGUAACCAGGGAGGCAGUGUCAUUCAGCGCAGGCGCACGAGCUGCGGUUUUGAGCCCUUGCAUUUCCUGCUUGGCUGUUCCCACUCGGAGCAAUGGCAGAAGUCAGACUUUCGUUGCUCUCUGGAGUCUUAGCCGCCUUACUCAGCUCAGCGGUGCUUGCAUUAGUGGAGGAUCUCGAUGAUACAUUCAAGGACACAAGAGUAAAUGACAUCUGGCUGGUUGAUUUCUACGCACCGUGGUGCGGCUACUGUAAAAAACUGGAGCCGAUAUGGCAUGAUGUGGGAGCGGAGCUGAAGACUUCAGGGUCGCCGGUUCGUGUGGGAAAAAUGGACGCAACAGCCUACUCUGGAAUGGCCUCAGAGUUCGGAGUGCACGGUUACCCCACGAUAAAACUGCUCAAGGGCGAGCUGGCCUAUAACUACAAGGGACCGAGGACAAAAGAUGACAUUGUGGAGUUUGCAAACAGGGUGUCUGGACCUGCUGUUCGAGCUCUUCCCAGCAAACAGAUGUUUGAGCACAUGAUGAAAAGACACGACGUGCUCUUCAUCUACGUCGGCGGAGAAUCUCCUCUCAAGGAGAAGUACAACGACGUGGCGUCCGAGCUCAUCGUCUACACUUACUUCUUCUCAGCGUCAGAGGAGGCGAUGCCAGAGUCGCUGGCUCUUCCUGAACUCCCUACAGUCGUGGUCUUCAAGGAUGGAGGCCACUUCACCUACGAUGAGUACGAAGACGGCAGCCUGUCGUCAUGGGUGAACAAGGAGCGUUUCCAAGGGUACCUGCAGAUCGAUGGCUUCACGCUCUACGAGCUGGGAGAUACAGUUGCUGCCGUCCCGUAGGAAAUUGAACCUCAGAGCUGAAAUACAAACUGUCUCUUCACCAGCAGUAAACUGAUGCUGCGUGCAGGGACAGCUCAUCGCCCCAAUGUUACAGACUGUGUUUUUUUUUUUUUUUUUUACUACUUAAUUUGUCGUUUAUGGACAUCAUUGACGCUCCACCGACGGGAUAUCGCUCACAUUUGUUACCCACGUACGCUGAGUUCCAAACCCAUUUGUGCCCAAAUUUGCAACUCGCCACGAGUCACUUUGCAUGCAAAUUAGUCACUGAAGCAUCUUAAUUAAGUCUGACUGAUUAAAAGCAGCGUGCUUUACGGCUUCACUCUGUUGAAGGAACUUGGUGGAGAUUUUUAUCAAGAUGAAUAUAUGAGAGCAGCAGCAGCACGAGUCCGGACUCUACAAGAAUUUCAAUCAAAGCAUCAGGUUUCAUCCACAGGGGGGACAUUGAUGCUGUAAAAGCCUGGUCUCAAACACAUUGUAAAGUCACACUGACACAGAACCUGAUACAAUCUCUAAAUAGAAGUGGUGUUGGAGUAAAGGGUUUACGGCAAAUUGGAGAAUUUUGUCAUCUUUGAUGUGCACACGCUGUUCUACAGGGAGUGAAUGGUACAGUAUCUCUGAUACAGUGUGAACCAGAGCCUGACUCUACAGUCCAACUGAGGCUGGAUGUACAGGAGACAUCACAGCAACACAAAACAUUAGUAAUAAAACCACAAGACUCCUUUAAAUGUUCACAGACAAACAUUAAAAUACUUCACAUUUGAAGUUUAACCUGUGUUAAAUAUUGGUUUUUGAUUGGUUAUAACGAAGCCUUAGUUGAUUACAUUAACUUCUCGCACUUUUUUUUGGUCGUUCAAAAUUCAAAAAUAAGGUAAAAAUAGAUGUUAAAAAUAGUUUAAUAGUUUUUCCAACAAAUAUUAAUGAUGGAUUCAUUAUGGAGCAGAAAACGGAAUAAUAUCUGUCUUUUCUCCUUUUAGUUUUCACUUCUUGACAAGGCAAUAAAAACACAUUUUCUGUAUGAAUAUCUCAGCCUAAGUGAAGUUUUAUAACGAGCGCAUUAAACAGAAUUAUAGUCUUUGGUCAUAAAGUGCUUUAAAAUUUGUAUAAUAAACUUGUCAGUGCAGAACGUAAGUAAUGUGGUCGUUAAUAUGAUGUCUUCUCUUUCUGGUUUUUUAAAUUUUUUACACCGCACUCAAUCAUGACGGCUCUUUCUCUAUAAGUGACCGCGUACAUAAAGAAGGGGGAAAAAAAACCCAAAUGGUCCAAGAAUAGAACCCAGGGGCACACCAGAAUAUUUAAUUAGUGCUUUGACACUGUUAAAACACAAGGCUAACGAAGGCCACCGACAGUGUUGGCCUGUUGUGGUAUUUACUAAAGUUAUACUUAAGUUUAAGGUUUUAUUUUUAAAACCACAUACAUCGAAAUGUUUGUGUCUUGAGGAAAAAGGUCACGCCUGGCGGUUUGGAAUUGAUCUGUAUAGUUCCUCUAACUUUAUAGAGUAUUUUUCUAGAGUUGAGUAUUCAGAAUAUUUGUUUGUGUUUUGUGAACACGGAGCUCAUCCAACACCUGAUUUAGAAAUAAUCAAACGUCAAACCACUGGUUUGGACCAGGAUUAUUGACAUCAGGAAACGAGUCUGUGAUGGCAUUUAAUUUGCUUUGGUGAUGAUAAUGACCACAGAUGAACAUAGAUGGGGGCGGAGCGGCAUAACAUCUGGCAGUCUAUAACGUAAAGUAACUAACUCUGACAGGGAGGAUUUUUCAUGUCAUUAGGAGUUUGCAAGUGAAAAAGAUUUUAAAAUUCAACCAUUUACGCUGACAUCUGUAUGGUCAACAAAAAGCUCCGUUUGCUGAAAUCAAUCAGCAUCCUGCUGUCCUCAUUAUCUCCACUCUGUUUCACUCUGUUUCAUUGUAUAACUCCGCAAUUAAUUCAUCCGUUAAUGAAAAGCCAUAAAGAGUCUUAGUUUUUAUACCAGCCUGCGUCUGAUUGUGCUGAAAAUACAAAUAGAUUUGACUCCGUACGGUAACUCUGCAAAUAAUGAAUAUGAGUUUCCUGAACAACAAUGUUCCGGGACUCUAUUCAACCGACUCGACGCAGCGGAAAAGUACAGCGCUAGAAGUGCACUUUCCAACGGGUUUCAUUCUCAUUGUGGGCACUAAAGAGAUAAUAUUCACAAAGGAAAACCGUAAGUAAGCACUUUUCUUUUCACUGCGUUCUCAAUAAGUGAAGCAGGAGCGCAGCCAGAGAUGUUCUGGGGACGGCGCAGGUAAAUAUACGACAUAAUAGAGGCCAUGCAUCCUGAUUUUUAUUCACAAUUGCUGCAGUGACAGUUGUAUAUGUAUGUAGGGGAAUAUUUUUGCCCUCUUAAUGCCCAGCUGUAAAGCUCUACUGUUUUAUACCCCCAACUCAUCACUAGGGGGCAGACUGGCACUCUGAGAGCGCUGCAGAGAGUUUCAUAUUCACAUUAUGCAAAUCUGAAAAAAAAUCCAAACAUUAAAUGACAUUUGAAGUUCUGCAGGUUCCAUUUCCCCCCCCACACACUGUGAGUAGAUCCAUUUUUCAUAUCGCGGCUCAAAGGUUUCAUACUGAAAUAACUCCACUGCCCAGAAAUGACCACUUGUUUCCUGUUCAACCAAAGUUUAAAAAGCCUGAGCAGCUUUUAUGUAAGAAAGAAGGGAGAGAAAAAAAAAACCCCAUAUAAAUAUAUGUAUAUAUAAAGACCACUGAGUUCCUCUCUCCCUCCUUUCUUCUCCCCCCGUCGAGGCUCCUCCGCAGCCUCUUCUCUGCCUGCUAUUGUCUCCUCAGUGAUUGUGAUUUGUGCUCCC